This is a messenger RNA of Merops nubicus (carmine bee-eater), 678 nucleotides long. RefSeq names its product nucleic acid binding protein 1 (gene NABP1). Gene Ontology annotation, cellular component: SOSS complex. The transcript is spliced from 5 exons. Lineage: Eukaryota; Metazoa; Chordata; Aves; Coraciiformes; Meropidae. The record is from RefSeq and is a predicted model, not a curated record. Gene Ontology annotation, molecular function: DNA binding. The annotation marks the transcript as partial. Gene Ontology annotation, biological process: double-strand break repair via homologous recombination; response to ionizing radiation; mitotic cell cycle checkpoint signaling.
GGGCGAGUCACCAAGACGAAGGACGGGCACGAGGUGAGGUCCUGCAAGGUGGCCGACAAGACGGGCAGCAUCACCAUCUCCGUGUGGGACGAGAUCGGCGGCCUCAUCCAGCCGGGGGACAUCAUCCGCCUGACCAAAGGGUAUGCAUCUCUGUGGAAGGGAUGCCUGACACUUUACACGGGACGAGGAGGCGAGCUGCAUAAAAUUGGGGAGUUCUGCAUGGUAUACUCAGAAGUGCCAAACUUCAGUGAGCCCAACUCAGAACACAUCGGGCAGAACAAACUGGGACAGGGUGAACAGAAUAAUAGUUCUGCAUCAAGUAAUAUGGGUUCUUGUACUUUCGGGCCACUGGGAAAUGGUUUACAAACUGGACCUGAAUCAAGUGGAUUUCCAUUUACAUAUAAUCACGGCCACACUUAUGCAGGUAGUGGGAGAGGCAGUGGACGAGGACCUGUAAACCCAGCAGCAGCUAAUAGUGUUCAGCCUUUUCCCCCUGCUGUCAGCAAUGGGAGGGACCCACGCAGAGCCUUUAAAAGAUGACUAUGCCAAAUGUGGUUGUACAGCUUGCUUAAACUCUACACUCUACUUGAACACUUAUUGCACUUUUAUUUAUAGUUAACUGUGAAACAGUUUGUCCUUUAUUGUGUUUUUUUUUUACCUUUUGGUCUAUGGAGCAAA